AUAGAGCCUUGGUAAAACAAGUCUGUGUACUGACCAUCGAAAUUUAAAUUAUAACGAUCUGAUGGCUACUGAUCUCUAUAAAUUCUCUUCCUUGUUAUUUUUCUAUGGCAUUGACACGCUAAAUAAGAGGAAGGUGCGGAGGGGAAGGAUUGCAUAAGUGACCAAAACAACUUUUACAAUUGCAAGAUCAUUGCUCGUAGCGUAGCAGAUUGGUGUAGAUUUGUACGAGAAUAUUAUCCUAGCUAGCACAAUUACGUUUUUUUUUAAUUUAUUUGAGUGCUUAAUUUUUAAAGAAUUGAGAGAUGCUAACGACUCUUUCUGCUUUUCAGUCUCAGUUAGCUGCCAUUAUGGAAACAUUAGCGAAAACAGCUGUAUUGGAGAUAAGUAAACUUGUCGACAUAGAAUGCAAAAUACUACGGUCCGAAGUAUCGCGCAGUCACCAUGAAAUUGACUCUUUGAGGAAACGAUUGUACAUGAUGGAGCAGAUGCUGUCGGCAAAUGGAAAGAACCAGGAGGCUGGAAAUAGUGAACACAUGGUGCUCAAAUCAGUACAGGGUCUUAAUUGCUCUGUUGAGUUCUGUCCCAGGACAGACGACCAAACAUGCAUUAAAAGUGAUUUGUUUUAAUUUAUCCAGAGAGAAUAACCUGGAAGAGUUGAACAGAGGUAAUUCUGCUUUGGGGGAAGCUUCUGGAUUUACUGGGCAAAACCAACCUGACCGAGAGAAACCAAGUGGCUUUCUGCAACAGCACUGUGGGGGAAAAGUCCCCAUCGAAAUCACGAUCAAACAGGAGCCAAACGGAAUGGAUUUGUUGGACGCUAAAAGUGGAGAUCCAACCACGAGGGAGGAAAUUACAGUAGCUUGUGUCAUUGGCUGUAGUAGUCCUGAAGAAAUAUCAUCUACGCUGCUUGUUGCUGACAACACUACUGACCAGGGAACCCAAGUUAUGAAGACCACUUCAGCUAAUCUGCUGGGCAAAACCACACUUGAAAACAGUGCACAUGCCCAGGAAAGGCCAUUUUCACAAGCCCAGUCAAGCUCGACGAUCGGAAAGACGCAUUGUGCCGCUUCACACAGUUUCCUUUCAUUAAAGCCCACAAAGACCUGCGCCACCUCCGGGCGGAGCGGGGAGAAACGCUUUGCCUGCCCGCACUGUGCCAAGCGCUUCAAGUGUUUCAGUCAACUUGAGAUCCAUGAGCGGAGUCACACGGGCGAGAAGCCCUUCAGGUGCACGCUUUGUGGCAAGAUGUACGCGCAGAAAGGGCACCUGUAUACCCAUCAGAGAACGCACACGGGAGAGAAGCCCUAUCGCUGUGUGCACUGCGGGAAAGGUUUCAUACAAAAGUGCACUCUAGAUAUGCAUCAGCGAACUCACACUGGAGAGAAACCCUUCGUCUGUGCCAAAUGUGGUAAAGGGUUUACAAAGAAAUGCAAUCUAAACAAGCACUUAGCUGUGCAUUCAGACCCUGCUGCAGGCCUCCGUGUAGAAUCAAGCCUGCAUGACCUUAGCCUCAGGUAGUCAAUGGACUGUGGAAGGAUGCAACUGCCACAAACCCUAGAUGUUAUGUUUAUUCUAUUUAAAAAAAAAAACAACCUUUUUUUUUUUUUUUUUAGUGAUUGUAAUGGCAUGGACACCUGUUAGUCUUUUCCGUUCAGUUUUAUUUGCGUAACUUUUUUAGAAUAUUGUCACAUAGCAGUGUGAUAGACGGUAAGGUCAACUAAUGAACAACCCAGCGGUGACGGGUGAAAGGAAGAACUCACUGAUUUGGCACAAAGGAGGAGAGAAAUGACAACUUGAGUGAGCAACCAGUCUGAUCACUGGGGGGGAAAUUCAGAAGGAAAGAUGGACAAGAUGAACUGGUGACCAAAAAGAGAUUGCAAACUGUUAACUGAGCUGAACAUAUACAGGAUGUUACCUAUGAGGACAUUAUAAGAUAAGUGUUGUUGUUGUUGUGGUGUUUUUUAAAGAUUUAUUUGUGGUUUAAAACAACAUCAAAAAGAGGAUCAGAGUUCAAGCAUGAGUUAACAUGUUUUAAUAAUUCUGGGCAGCAGGUCUAUGAAACAUGCAAUUACAGGAAACAAUCAUCAGGUUUAUGUAUUCAUGUACAUAAGUCUGCGUUUUAAAACAAAUAGAUAAUAUUCAACCUG
Molecule: messenger RNA, 2147 nt
Organism: Electrophorus electricus (electric eel)
Lineage: Eukaryota; Metazoa; Chordata; Actinopteri; Gymnotiformes; Gymnotidae
Source: RefSeq, a predicted model, not a curated record